This is a messenger RNA of Paramisgurnus dabryanus, 2769 nucleotides long. RefSeq lists its product as uncharacterized. NCBI's taxonomy places the organism in Eukaryota, Metazoa, Chordata, Actinopteri, Cypriniformes, Cobitidae. The record is from RefSeq and is a predicted model, not a curated record.
ACUGCAGACCUGUGUGAGUCUGCGCGUGUUUUUGAGAUGACAACAUGCCGGGCGGUUGCCGCUUCAAUGUUCUUUGGCUUGAUAAUGAAAAAUACAAGUUGUGGCUGAAACAAGGACCAGAUCCUCGAGUUGCCUCAUGUACAGUCUGCAAAAAGGACCUGCAGCUUUACACUAUGGGAGAGGCUGCGCUGUCGAGCCACGUGAAAGGAAAAAAGCACCAAGAUCUGAUGAGAAGAUUACAGAAUCCAGGAUCUUUAUUUGAAGAUUUUUUUCCGCAGACAAGCGAUUCAUCCCGCAGCACGGCUACAUUCACACCAUCAAGCAGCAGUGUGGCAAGAGUCUGUAAACUUGAAUCAGCCGGUGAAGUAUCAAUAGGAGAUCCAUCUUUAUUAUUCCCAGGUUCAUCUAAUGAACACCAGUCAAACUGCUUUAAUCCUUCACUUAAAGCAGAAAUAUGCUGGGCAAUAAAAGUGGUCACCAGCCACUAUUCCUACAAAUCUUGUGAGGAUGUGGGGGACCUUUUCCGAGCAAUGUUUCCUGACAGUGCCAUAGCAAACCAGUUUAGUUGCGGGGAGAAUAAAGCGGCAUACCUAACUGUAUUUGGAAUAGCUCCUUAUUUCUCUUCACUAAUGAAGACCGAUGCCAAGAAAGAGUCCGGUUAUGUACUUCAGUUUGAUCAGUGUCUAAAUCAAGAAUUGAAAAAAUGCCAGCUCGACACAUACUUGAGAUUCUGGAACGGAAAUAAAGUGACCUCAAGGUAUCUCACAUCUUUUUUCAUGUCUCAUUACACCGCAGAACCGAUAUAUCAGAUGGUUGAGACUGUGUGUUCGGAUAUUGGUUUCCAAAACCUGAUUCAGCUGUCGAUGGAUGGUCCAAAUGUGAAUUUGAAGAUCUUCUCCAUGGCCCAGCAAAAUAUAGAAGACCAAACAGGCAAGAAAAUGCUAAAUGUAGGAAGUUUUGGUUUGCAUAUACUACACAAUUCCUUUAGAGAAGGAUGUGUAUCCACAGACUGGGAUCUGGAAUGUGCUCUCACAAGCCUUAACUGGCUUUUCAAGGAUUUUCCAGUUUGUAGGGAGGAUUAUACAGAAGUCACCGGUUUCACAAGCUUCCCACUUGAAUUCUGUAAUGAUCGAUGGCUGGAAAAUGUGGAGGUGGCUGAGCGGGCACUUCAAAUUUUGCCUUCUUUAAAAAUGUACAUCAAUGCUAUUGAAGCAAAAACUGUAACAGAACCAUCUACUAAGUCUUUCAGGACUGCCAAGAUGAUUGUCCAAGAUGACCUUUUUCCGGCAAAGCUCAACUUCUUUAUCAUGGUGGCUCAGGAGAUCACACCGUUUUUGAGGUUGUACCAGACUGACAAACCCAUGCUGCCAUUUCUGAGUGGGCAUCUCACCGAUAUGCUGAGGAGUCUAAUGGAAAAGUUUAUCGAGCCCAGUGUUAUGAAGAAUGCAACUACCACCCUAAAGCUUCUUGAGGUCGACUAUGCCAACCCGGUCAACCACAUGGAUGUUAACAAACUGCAAGUGGGAUUCAACACGGAGCAAGUCCUGGAGGACUCUGGUGCUGAGAGACUGACGUUGGAGUUUAGGCAGAACUGCCAGUUGUUUUUGCUGAAGAUGGUCUCCAUGCUUUUGGAAAAGUCUCCCCUCAAAUAUCUUCUUGUGAGAAGUCUGUCUGUCCUGGAUCCAAGGGUGCUCAUUGAAAACAAAGAGGAGGGCACCCAAAAAUUCACCACAAUUCUGCGGCUCCUUGUUGAAACUGGACGCAUCGAAGAGAAAUAUUGUGAUGAGAUUCUCAAAGAGCUCGGUCACUUCUAUGACCACGACCUGAUGUGGGUGCCAGAAUACUUUAGGAAAUUUAAUCCUGGAAGUGAAAGGUUGGAUGAAUUCUACCACGAACGUUUAUCAAGCAGAGCAGAGUAUCAACAUCUUUGGGAGGUAGUAAAACUUAUCCUGAUCAUUUCACAUGGUCAAACUUCUGCCGAUAGAGGGAUUUCUAUCAACAAGGAGAUGAUGGUGGAUAACCUAGAAGAACGUUCAUUGACUGCCCAUCAAGUUAUCUGUGACCAUGUCCAAAGUGUUGGAGGGCUGCUCAACGUAGUCUACACAAAGGAGCUACUCCUCUCAGCAGCCACGGCUAAGCACAAAUAUCACAUGUACCUUGAUGAACAAAGACGAUUAAAGCAAGAAGAACAAAAGACACUGAAAAGGAAAGAACUAGUGGAUGAGAUUGCAGAGAUAAAAGCCAAAAAGAAGAGAAUGGAGGAGGAUGUUAGGGUCCUCCUUAUGUCUGCUGAUCACAUUGCAGAAAAAGCUGAGUCGCAAGGAGAACUGACCUUAAUCUCCAAGUCCAAUGGCCUUCGAAGAGCUGCAAAAGAAAAGGAAAGAAGUCUGGAGAUUUUGGAGAAACAGCUAUCUGACAAACUUAAGGAACUGAGGGACCCUUUUCAAUAGACUUUUUCAUGUUUCAUGUCUAACCACUACUUUUGGUUUUUAUAGCAUUUUAGGCGAAACAGUAACGUCAGUAACUUGCAUUACCAAAUUAAGUUAUUGGUAGGAUAUGUAGUCAUGUUGGUUGUGUUGCAUUGCCGUCUGCUUAUCUUGACGAACAGCUGAGUAAGGAAGGAGAAGAUAUUGUUCAUACUUACUAUAUCAACUUAAGUUGAUUUGUUUUGAUUCUUACAAUAUAUUGUAUGCAUUUUAUUGAAAUAGCUCAAAGAGCUGAUUGACACUCUUCCACAAAAACUUAUGGUUCUAUUUUUACAUUUACAUU